GUAGCUCAGACGAGCAGGCUGAGAGUUGGAGAAAACGGCUGAGGUUUAUGAUGGAGCGUUGUUAAGAGAUAACAGCGGGGUCGGUCGACGAAGAAAAUUAAACAAAGUCUACAUGACCGAAGAAACAGGACCGGCCGCGAGCAACGCAGACCCAAUAAUCAUGCAAUUCAAACACAGACGAAUUUAAGCAACCGCUUCUUCUUCUUCUUCUUCUUCCUUCUACUUGGUCAAGGUGAACACCGCUUGAAGACGCAGGUCACGUUGAAUCCCCGUCAUGUCCGUGGAAGAGCCGGGUUACCCCGACGCGAUGCUGCUGCUGGAGGCCGGGCCGGAGUGGCUGCGGGCUGAGAUCGAGCGUCUCUCCCGGGAGCUGAGCGAGACGACCAGCGAGAAGAUCCAGGCUGCGGAGUACGGGCUGGCGGUGCUGGAGGAGAAGCAGCAGCUCAAACAGCAGUACGACGACAUGGAGGUGGAGUACGAGGCUGUCAGACAGGAGCUCGACCAACUGAAAGAGGCCUUUGGACAAGCUUAUACCAACCACAGGAAGGUGGCGGCAGAUGGGGAGAGUCGCGAAGAGUCUCUGAUCCAGGAGUCAGCCUGUAAGGAGGCCUACUACGAGCAGAGAGUCCUGGAGUUGCAGAACGAGCUCCGGCAGUCGCGAAACAUCCUCGCCAACACCCAAUCUGAGAAUGAGCACCUCGUCGCCAUCUCCCAAGACCUGAAAGAGAACAGCCAAAUGGUGGAGCUCCAGAGAAGUCAGCUGCGUGAUGACAUCAAGGAGUACAAGUUCCGGGAGAGUCGACUGCUGCAGGACUACACCGAGCUGGAGGAGGAGAACAUCUCUCUGCAGAAACAGGUUUCUGUGCUCAAACAGAGUCAGGUGGAGUUUGAGGGUUUGAAGCAUGAGAUCCGUCGUCUGGAGGAAGACACCCAGUUCCUGAACAGCCAGUUGGAGGAUGCCAUUCGUCUGAAGGAAAUCGCAGAGCGCCAGCUGGGAGAGGCUCUGGAGACCAUCAAAACCGAGCGAGAGCUCAAGGCGUCCCUGAGGAAGGAGCUUUCUCACUACAUGAACAUCGGAGACACCCUGUACCACAGUCCUCUCAGCGUUUCCCUGGAUGGUCUCAAGUUCAGCGAUGAUGCCGCCACUGAGCCCAACAACGACGAGGCUCUGUAUGGAUACGAGAACAGCUUCAGCAAACUUGCCAACACCAUCACCGACAACAACCGCAUGUCCCUGCCCGAGAAGGAGGAGCUCUUCCACCCAGCACCCAGCCUGGUGGACGACCUGCUGAGCGAACUGAACAUCUCUGAGAUCCAGAAGCUCAAACAACAGCUGAUGCAGAUGGAACGAGAGAAGGUCAACCUGCUGUCCAAUUUGCAGGACUCCCAGAAACAGCUCGAGCAGGCGAACGGGGCUUUGUCAGAGCAUCAGGAGAAAGUCAACCGCCUCACGGAGAACCUCAACACCAUCCGCAAGCUCCAAGCCAGCAAGGAGCGCCAGUCUGCUUUAGACAACGAGAAAGAACGUGACAGCCACGAGGACGGAGACUACUACGAGGUGGACAUCAACGGACCUGAAAUCCUGGAGUGCAAGUACAAGGUGGCUGUGUCUGAAGCAGGAGAGCUGAAGGAGGAACUGAAGACUCUAAAAACUGAAUACCAGGCCUGUCAGUCACGUUACGAAGAAGAACGCAGUCGUCUGGAGAAUGAGGUCACCACUCUGGGAGGUAAACUGGCUUCUCUGGAAAAGACUAGCCAUGUGGAGAGAGAGGAGAAGGCUAAGCUGGAGAAGGAGCUGCGCAAGCUGAGCGACGUUGCAGGCGAGUCCCAAGGCAGUCUCAAUGUGGCUCAGGACGAGCUGGUCACCUUCAGCGAGGAGCUGGCCACCCUCUACAACCACGUCUGCAUGUGCAACAACGAGACGCCCAACCGCGUCAUGCUGGACUUCUACAAAGAGGGUAAGGGUGGCCGAAGCAGCCCGGAGGGCCGCGGUCGCCGCUCUCCCAUCCUGCUCACCAAGGGCCUCUUCCCAGAGCCUUAUAGGACCGACCUCGGCGACGGAGCCCACUCCCCAGGCUCCUCCAUACCUUCUCCUGUAUCUGAUCACCGACGCGAGCCCAUGAACAUCUACAAUCUGGUGGCCAUAAUCAGAGACCAGAUCAAACACCUUCAGUUGGCCGUGGAUCGCACCACGGAGCUGUCGCGCCAAAGGGUGGCCUCUCUCGAGCUCGGCACGGUCGCCGACAAGGACAAAGAGGCCUGCAUGGAGGAGAUCCUCAAGCUGAAGUCUGUGCUCAGCACCAAGCGGGAACAGAUCGCCACUCUGCGCACCGUCCUCAAGGCCAACAAGCAGACAGCUGAAGUUGCUCUGGCCAAUCUGAAGAGCAAGUAUGAGAACGAGAAGGCCAUGGUGACAGAGACCAUGAUGAAGCUGAGGAACGAGCUGAAAGCUCUGAAGGAAGACGCCGCCACCUUCUCGUCUCUCCGAGCGAUGUUUGCCACACGUUGUGAUGAAUAUGUUAUGCAGCUGGAGGAAAUGCAGAGGCAGCUGGCCGCGGCGGAGGAUGAGAAGAAGACCCUGAACUCUCUGCUGCGGAUGGCCAUCCAGCAGAAGCUGGCCCUGACGCAGCGUCUGGAAGACCUGGAGUUCGACCACGAGCAGACCCGCCGUGGAGGCGGCGCAGGCCGCUCCAAGGUGCGCAGCAAGCCCACUGCCACCGCCGCUGGCAACAACCCCCACGUAAGUCAGAGUCUCACAUGCUCCGCCUCCAACCGACCAGAGCCCAACAACGCUCUGCCCAACGGCAUUCUGGGAGGCCCCGUCGUCUUCUGCAGCGAGAAGUACAAGAUCUACUGCGACUGAGAGGCGGCUGCAAAGUCUGCAUGGACUGCUGUGUACAGAGGGGAGGGGGGGUGUGGUACCCUCCCCGCCCUUAGUGUUAAAGAGCCCCACUCGCUCGCUUCGCUCCCUGACCGGCCUGCGCUCCUCUAGGGACUGCUGUGUUUCUAACCGGCUGCUCGUUUGUGUUGUUGUUAACGCUUAGGGGAAUGCCGAUGUGUGUACAGUGUGCACUAGACGUUUGGACUGCAGUAGACAUGUGUGGCAUGUGGGGUUAAGGGUCCUGGUUAUGUUGGGGGGUGGGGUUGUGGAUAUUAUGAGGUGUCUAUUCUUUCCACUGUCUCGGUGCUGUACAUUUGAUGUAAAAGGUGUUUGUCUGUUCUGGCCUCCUGAUGGCUCGCCCGGUAACAUAAACACAACGUCUGAGUAGGUGGAGGCUAACGAUGAUGUCAUUCAUGGUCAUAUGACUUAAUGACAUCCUCACUUUUUUAGGCAUGUCUGUUGGCAUUGGUGCUCCUUUGUGGGGGUAAACUAUCCCCCAACUCCCCCUUCUCUCCACCUUGGCCAGGACUGACCCGUGUCCGGCUGAGCACCUUUUAAUCAAGGGACUCUUUAAUGUUUACAACAAGAAACAUAAACUAAAAUAUGCAAGCUCCUCCUGCUUCAUAGCUAGGGGAGCAAAAUAUAAAUUUCUAUAUGAAAUUGAAACUCACAGGGGGAGUCAGGGGUUUUAUAAUGAGAUAUUAAGUGCAGAAAAGGAGCACCUGUGACCACAGGUGUUUUAUUUUAGGAUCAUUUUAAAGCUGUGAUGCUAGCACACCAAUACAAUGAGAUAAAUAGAAUCGCAUGGCUUUGCAGCUUAGGAGCUUUUUACCUGUGUUUCCCCGUCCUGUUGUCCGGUGUGUGAAAUAGGAUGAACUCGUGCUACAGGGCUCUACAUUGUAAAAACAGAUGAGAGUAAAUUGGGGGACAGGAAAUCUCGAGAGGGCUACUCGUUCACAUUCGACCCAAUGCGACGGAUUUGUUCCGAGCCAUGCUUACAGGAGAGAGAGAACGUUUUGACAAAUCGAUCUCCGCGUCUAAAUUAAGUGUACUUCAGCUCAGGUGCCUCAGGUUCCUCUUCUUUCUGUCUGAAAUGGUAAAACUCCAUUACUGUGAACACAGAUAACAAUAUAGUUUUGUUUCGAAGUAAUAUUUUUUAAAGACGGAGCAAAUUGUCGAAGAGCACAACUCGAAUAAUACGGAUAGAAAAACCGGAUAAUAAUGAAUCUAAAACUAAAGCGCUCGGCGAAAGUGCCUGUCGAAACAAACACUUGCUGUAUUUAUGUGUUGAUGUAAAGCCCUGUCCUUGUGUCAGUACAGCCCUACUCUCUCCCUUUUUUCCCCUUUUUGUUUGGGAGAUUACUCAGCUGUUGAAUAAUCUCACAAGGUUCUUGCGUGUCUUGUUAUAACAACCUUCUCUCCUGUAGAUUGUCAGCAGCUUGCUCCCCCUCAGCAUCACCACUCACUCUUUAACUUAGGCCAAGGACUUGUGGGGAAAAUGGUCCCCUAAAUAUUAUUGUCAGGUAACCUCUCAUACUCAGUGUAUCAGUGUUGAAGUGAACGGCCCUCGUGUUUGUGUGUGUGCGCUACAUUUUUACCCAUUGCAAAUCGAGGGCCUCUCAUUUUCCUUUGUUGUUCGGUGUGAGGACGGAACAACGCAAUGUUUUAGUAUUGAUAAUAGCUUUAAACCAUUGCAAGCUAGUAUUAAGCAAAUGGUAAAAAAUAUAAAGUGGGGCUUGUGUGUGUUUUUUAAUAAAUCCAUGUACUGCUUGUGGAUCAUAGACAUGUUAGCUUUACGAUGCUAAAAGCAGGGUUGAUGUAAGGAAAUCCUGCAAGACGUUUUUUUUUUUUAAAUUAGCAUUUUCUAACACUAUAAAGCUAUAUAUCUAUAUUCUUAAUAUGCCACAUUCAGGUUGUGAUCUUGCAGGAUCCUAAUACAGUGUUCCUUCCUUUUAAAUGCAAACACUUUUAGGAUUUUCAAAACAGAACGCUGUCGGCAGUCAACCCUGCUUUAGUGUGCAUCUAUAAGCCACAGCACAAAAAGCAUGAUAACGAGGCUAUUGUACACUUUAGAGAGAAAAAAGAACAAAUCAGCCUCCUUUAGAGGUCAGUCACUCCUAUGUUUGAUUUUCACUUAACAUACGAGUAUGAUAUGUUCUAUCAGUUUGUGCUGAUUAUAGAAAAAGGUGUGCAGAGUAGAGGCGUGAUUAUAAAACCAGCUUUGGAGAGAGGAGGUUAGAUAGUCAGACGUACUGGUGAGGAGGAAAACCAGAUGUCUGUCUGAGAGAUGCCGUGGAACAAACGUGUCCACGAGUUUCCUGAGGGAGAAACUCCCGGUGAAGCUCGGAGGAAGAAAACCAAUAAGUGGUUUUGAUUCCAAGCAGAGGACAUUGAUUUCUCUCCCCGUGUAUAGGCUCUGUGUCUUCACCGAGCACUAACUAGAUCUCAGGAUGUGAUCGUGGCUAGACUCUCCUGUCCUCCUUUUUUUUUUUUUUUAGAUAGAUGAAUUCUAACGUAGCUCCAGCUAGUUUCAAAUCAACGUCCAGCUUUCUCUGGCGUCAUUCCGAUACGCCACCUUAAAAGCUCCGCCUACCUCUUCCUGCAGGCUCCUCCCUCGUCGACCUCUUCACGUUUCACACGGUGCACAUUGGUUCUGACUCCUCUUCAGCCUGCAUGUCGAAGACACAACUCGUGUUUUCAUUAACCUGCACGCCAGGUGAUCUCAUCUCCUUUGAUUCUUUUGUUUUGUUUUUUUGUCUGAGUGCGGCUUCAUCUUCGAGCUGCAAAUUAAAACUAAAAGUUCAUGGUCCUUGUGAGUGGAUGUGCUUUCAGAAACACAUCGACAGCGCUGCUUUCACUAACUUCCUUCGUCUAUGUGGUGUCAGAUUACUUUCAGAUUACCCCUCAAAAAACUAAUUCUGGUCAUUUCUUUGUUUCUCCGUUUUGCAGUAAAUGACAGUAUUUCUGCUCGGACGACGAACAAAGACCUAAAUAUGCUGAAACCAGAGGUGUAAAAAAUACCUAAAAGUAAAAGUAUUUUAACAAAAUCGUCACAGUGGAAGCACAUUUCUCACAAGUUCAAUGAACCUCUUUGAAAUUGUGAUUGGCUAAUCUAACCGUCCAAUGAGAAGCCAGGGGAGAUGUGGUCAUUUCUCAGUGUAAUUAAGCUGUUUUUUUUUUUGUUUUUUAUUAUUAUUAUUAGUUUGUUUAUUUUAACCUGCGCACUUUCAUUACAUAGAAUUAUAAGAUACUAUAAUUGAUCUAAUAGGAAAGCAUGGUAGUACUAUGGUUUGUGAGUUAUCCCUUUUUAUAUAAGUAGAACUAACCCAUCUAUUUGAAAUGAAUUAAAAUACAUUUACUUGAUAAAAUGCUCUACAAACCAUUUAUGUACUAUUAUGAAACUGUCCUCAAGAUGUUAUCCAUCAAAUAACCAUUUUUUAAUUGUUUUUGCUACAUUUUUACGUGUUAAGUUGUUUGGUUUUCUGUUCUACUGCCAUGAUCUGUGUGGAAAAAAACAAUCCAGGGUGAUUCAAUUCUGGGGUUUUUUCAUGUAUUUAUUAUUCCUAGGAAUAGUUCAAAAUUACAAAAUGAAACUUGACAACGCUCUGAUUCAUGUGGGUAAGUUGUGUUUGGAGGAAGAGGGAUACACACAAAAGAAGAAGAAUUGGAGCGAUUCUCUGUGCUUUUCCAAGCUCUUCUUACCAAGAGCGUUCCACCGAAACGCGAUCGCUGGCCUCCAGAAUUCUCUGCAAAGGGCGACAAUUAAAUUCCAAAUUGGAAUUGCUUCAUUCUCUCUUUAUCGUGCCAAAUCUUGGUACACCGUUUAGGUCAAGAAAGCAUAAAAAAAAAUAGAUAAAAGAAUCAGGAAUAAGACAAGCCGUCACCGAUGUAGGCGCAGCUGGAGGAGCGCUCUCUCCUCCGGCGAGCACCUGGUCCAGGUUUUGUUAUGUUUUGGUUUGUUUAGUUCUGACCAUUAGUGCCUUUCAUUGUUUCAAGGGAGAAUCUUAGAUUACUGUUUUAUGUUUAUUUUUUUUCUUUUUAUAGCUGAAGACUUUGGAUUUUAACUAACUGUGAGCAGCAAUAAAAAAAGCAAAAGGGAAUUUUAUUUCGCCCCUUUUUUCUGCACGAGUGAGACGAUAGUUUUAAACAGUGAAAUUGUUUUGAAUUCUGCAGGUCAGUGAUCCGGUUAAUAAAUUCAGGGGUAUUAAAAGGUUUUUUUUAAUUAUUAUUUUUUAUAUCAAACUUUUGGGAACCAAAGGCUUUCUUUGGCCUCCUGAUAUUGAACAAACAACUCCUGGCGCCUGUUUGGAGUAAAUCAGUGUACUAUUGGAAACAUCUCUAGCUUUGUUUGGUGAAGGUAAUGUGAUAUCAAUAGUAUUGUUGGGGAAAAAUAAAAAGUGCAGCGAGCACAUUUUAUCUUUCUUUUUUGUUCAAUUAAACUUUUUUGUUGUUUUUUUAUUAUUAUUGUUUUGUUUUUUUACAUUGUUAUUGAAUCUGUAGGUUUUCAGUAAACAGAAAACAGAUUUAGCAUCAACAAGCUUGAAUAGUGCCAUUUCUUAGCCAAUGCUUGUUUGUUGAGGCGUUAAAAGUUACCAAUAUGGAAGAAAGCUACAAAAUAAAAGUGCAAUUCUGAUGCUAUUUUUGUUUUUUUUAUAUAUAUAUCUUUAUAGGAGAGGUUUUCUGUUUGCUGGAAGCUAAAGAUUUCUGAUAAAUAAAAGAAAACAAAAAAAAAUUAGCUGUGCAAAAUAUUCAUAUUGUCUUUCAGUAUUGAUCCAUAAUAAGAGUUUGAUAUCUUUAUAUAAAAUAACGACUUCACUCGUCCGUUGGUAUUUAUUUGACUUUGUCAUGCAGUACUGUAAUCUUAUCAAUAAUGUGCAUUAUGAUUAGUGGUAUAUUGAUUACAACUAAAUGUCAUGCAUGUUUCUCAGUCAUGGGACCUUUACACAGAAGUGAAAACAAACAUGUCGACUACUUGUCAGGAUGUUUUUUGGGGAAAAAAAUUGAAGAAAACUAAAUGAGAAGUUUGAUGUAUUACUGCUGAAUUAAUCCUCUGGAAGUGUUUGUUUUCUAGUUGGGAGGGUGUGUUGCUGUGUAAGGGUAGUCAUACUGAAUAAAGGUAAUAAAUGUGA
Molecule: messenger RNA, 8010 nt
Organism: Austrofundulus limnaeus
Lineage: Eukaryota; Metazoa; Chordata; Actinopteri; Cyprinodontiformes; Rivulidae
Product: protein bicaudal D homolog 2
Exons: 10
Coding region: 275-2863 (862 amino acids)
Biological process (GO): protein localization to organelle; regulation of microtubule cytoskeleton organization; microtubule anchoring at microtubule organizing center
Cellular component (GO): cytosol; Golgi apparatus
Molecular function (GO): dynactin binding; dynein complex binding; cytoskeletal adaptor activity
Source: RefSeq, a predicted model, not a curated record